Messenger RNA from Bipolaris zeicola 26-R-13, 213 nucleotides. RefSeq lists its product as uncharacterized. The record is from RefSeq and is a predicted model, not a curated record. The transcript has a single exon. Lineage: Eukaryota; Fungi; Ascomycota; Dothideomycetes; Pleosporales; Pleosporaceae. The annotation marks the transcript as partial.
UCUUUUUUCUUAGUUUCUUUAAGCGGUGGGGCGUAUGAGAUUCGGAUGUAUAUAUUGAUACCCACGCUACAUGUGGAUGGGGAACUUCGGAUGAUGAAAGAAGAAGGGGGGAGUGUAGUAUGUAGCCUUUUUCUUCUUCUAUUUCCUUGUUUCGUUUCUUCCCUUGAGUCUUUAGACGGCGCUGGCUGUACGAGUCGAAUUUUAAAGAUUUAA